CGCCCCAAACUCUUUCAAUCGUCUCUUUCAAAAUGGCAGAGAAGAUAAAAGAAAGGAUUCUGAAUUUUAACAUCGGAGUAUUAGGUCACGUAGACAGUGGGAAAACAUCUCUAGCAAAAGCGCUCAGUACUACAGCCUCCACCGCAUCGUUUGAUAAAAAUCCACAGAGCCAAGAGCGUGGAAUCACGCUAGAUCUGGGGUUUUCGUCCUUUCAAGUUGCUCUGCCGGAGCAUUUGCGCAGCGCUGGGAGCGAGCAUGAUUUGUUACAGAUGACCCUGGUGGACUGUCCGGGACACGCAUCGCUCAUUAAGACUAUCAUUGGUGGCGCGCAGAUCAUUGAUAUGAUGAUGCUGGUUGUGGAUGUCACAAAGGGUGUACAGACACAGACAGCUGAGUGCCUGGUGAUUGGUGAGAUCCUCUGUCAGAAGAUGGUUGUUGUGCUAAACAAGGUUGACUUGCUCAAACCAGAGAAACGGGAUUCCUUUAUAGAAAAGAUGUCAAAGCGCCUCACCAAAACUCUAGAGAACACACGCUUUGCAGGCAGCCCCAUCAUCUCAGUUGCUGCGAAACCAGGAGGUCCAGAGGCCCCAGUCUCUGAAUCCAUAGGAGUCACCCAGCUGAUUAACAAGCUGAGGGAGAUGUCUUAUAUUCCCGAAAGGACAACGUCAGGAUCUCUGCUUUUUGCUGUUGAUCACUGUUUCUCCAUCAGAGGACAAGGUACCAUCAUGACAGGAACUAUCCUUAGUGGCAGUGUCUGUGUAAAUGACACAGUGGAAAUACCCUCAUUAAAAGUUACCAAGAAGGUCAAAUCCAUGCAGAUGUUUAAAAAGCCUGUGGAUAAAGCGUCACAGGGAGACAGAGUAGGAAUUUGUGUUACCCAGUUUGACCCCCAUUUGCUUGAGAGGGGCAUUGUGUGCAGCCCUUCAAGUGUGCCAACAGUGUUUGGGGGUAUUAUCUCUGUAAGAAAGAUUUCAUAUUACAAGGGGGCUAUCACAACCAAGUCCAAAUUCCAUAUUACUAUUGGGCAUGAGACAGUGAUGGGAAAGCUGCAGGUUUUUGGGCUUGCUCCUGACUCUGAAGGUGAUGAGUUCAACUUUGAUCAGGAGUACAUUUACCAGGAUGAGGUAGCUGAUGCCUCAAAACAGGCAGAUGGCAGCAAAAACGAGGAUGAGAAGCAGAUGCCCAUGGCAAAGCACCAAUGGCUUGUGGUGGAAUUUGAAAAACCUGUGUCUUGCCCGGAGCACUCGCUUGUGAUAGGCUCACGUCUUGAUGCAGACAUUCAUCUCAACAUGUGCAGAAUUGCAUUCCAUGGUAAACUCAUCAUCCCAUUCAAGGAUAAGUCCUAUUCAGAGACGAUCUUAUCCAAGCUUAAAGUUUAUAAGACAAAAUGUCGAGAAGGGAUCGUAGAGCGAAUGUCAGAUGAGUACUCAGUGAUAGCCAGAUCUUUGUUCAAAAAAGAAACCAACAUCCAGACAUUUACAGGGAUGAAAGUGAAUCUCUCGACAGGUGAAUGUGGUACCAUAGAGGGUGGAUUUGGCCAGAGUGGGAAGGUGAAGAUUAGGAUUCCAGGCGGUCUUCUACCAGACACAGCCAAGCAGCUAGCGGGGGCCAGCAAGAAGAAAGGGAAGGGUGCACAAGCAGUAGAGGAGGGUGAGGAGAGUGUCAAAGGGAAUAUUAAGGUGAUAUUAGAGUUUAAAAGAUACAUCCAUGAUACCAAGAAGAAGAUGGUACAAAGCUGAUAUCAGGGAAUCAGUAAUUAAAAUGAUGAUCAUUCAAAAUCAUUGAUUAUUAGAGUUGAUAUAGAAAUCAUUAUCAAAUCUUUGAACUGGGGACAUACUGUCACGAUUGUUCAAAUUAUGAAGUGCUACCUAUUUAAUAAUAGGUCAAGUUCUGGACCAACAGUAUAAUCUAGAAUAACAAUUUUUGUCUUAAAAGAAAGAAAUACUACAUCUUUCAUGCUAUAUUAAACCCAUUCUUAUAAAAUAUUAGCUGUUUUCAUAUAUAGCUUGAUUAAAACCAGCAAAAAGAAUUACUUAUUAUAAGCAAUGCAUAAGAAUAUAUUCGUAGGGCCGAGUUUCUUGACCGAUUGUUUUUGAAAGCAAUUAUGUUUUGUAUGAUGCAAAAGUUAAAAACUCUUUUGGUUUUGCCAAAAGUUUGUUUGCUUUUGCCUACCUUCGGUGAAGUUCAAACGUCGCAUUACCCAUCAUGAGCCGUAUUCAAUGCAAAUGCAUGCAAAUGAAUCGAGUCGAUUGUUUCAUCUUCAUUUGCAUGUAUUCGCAUUGAAUACGGCUAAUGGAUAAUACGACGUUUGAACUUAGCCUAAUUGUCACAGGACAAGUAAUAGCGGCAAAUUUAUCAUGAACUAUUGACAUGUUUUGUCUGUAAGCAAUUUUCAAGUCAUUUUUUAAUAUCACGAAACUUGCAGUACAGAAAAAAAGAGUUAUUGAAUCGAAUUGUGCUAGAUAAAAUACUGAAUUGAGUCUUCCUUCAAAACCGUAAAACAAUGAAUGAAUCCAACAAACUUGCAUUUAGGAAAAAUCUUCCCUUUGGACGUUAGCACGAUGAUGACAUUGAAGUAAUGAAAGCUCAGACUACACAAAAAAUUCUCACCAAUAAAGGCAGUGAUAACGAAAUUCCUCCGCCUUUUUUCACACCUGUUAUCAAAGAUAAGCGUUCCUAAGCAUGACAGAAGAAGCUACGAUAUAUGGUUAAUAUGGUAUCAUUGGAUAUCUGGAAAUAUCUUAUGUAGAUAUAAACGCAUAAUUAAGUACCAUACUCUAGUCCCUUAAUCACAAAAUCAGCAAUUUGUCAAAAUCUUGACACAUUUUUAGGAGUUAUGGCGCUCGGUGUGCAAAAUCUUUAUCAUUUUAGUGUUCGGAAUGUUUAGAAAUUCAUUAGUUAUCGCUGAAGGUCUUAAGUAUCUCUGAUAAUUAAGCGUUUUUCAGGACGAUUUUUAGUGCUGCUUGCAGCCGGUAUCUGGUAUUUUAUGGCGUUGUUUCGGUUUAGGCCUUUUAUUUCCAAGUUUGCGAUAAGCUGGUAUCGGGCUAGUCAAAGACGCAUCAACGCAUUCAUUUUGCAUGUUUUUUAAACUUCUGAUUGUUGGCUCGCAAUUAAUGAUCAGUUUUAGUAUUUCCUGAUUGCUGAAUAAAAAAAACAAAUUUUGAAGGUUAUCUUUUGUUUUUCCUGUCCUAUUCUAUGGGAAAAUAUAUCUUUCAAGCACGGUCACCACUUCAAGUUCAAGUAUUGCCAGAUUUACUCCUCGUUAUAAUAAGAUAGUUUAUCGGUGGUAAAAAAGAGCCCUUUAAGUAGUAUAUGGCGAUAAGAGAGGACCAUUACUGUCGAAUCCGUUGUAUCGCGACGCCGCAUUUUCAAAACAUCGAUCUGUUUUUGUCUUUUGGGAUUUUCUGUUCCACCAAUCAGAUUCUUGCCAUCUCUCGCCUAGUGCAGUUGCCUGGCUUUCUGUCGCGACAAUGUCUGGUUUUUGUCCAAAGGGAAGCCAGGGAAGUGCAAAAGCGAGAUUCUGAUUGGCUCAGAAUGGUUUUACUGACACGGAACAGAAAACCAAAACAAAUCGUGUUUUGAAAACGCGGGUCGCGAUACAACGGAUUCGACAGUAAUAGGUCGUGUGAGUUUGUAGCUUUGUGAGUCCUGUCACACUGACCAGAAAUCCUUCUUUUCGCAGACCGAUAUGAAACUAUUAAGUAAUAUCCUAUGAAAUAAAGGGCGCAAAUUCAAGGGCUAGAAAUGAUUUGAUGUUCCAAUAAAGCGAAGCGGUUCUCCAAGUGGCUCAAAGUAUGGGUGAGACUCUGAGCUCUUGUGUACCAGCCUAACAAAAUUGCAAGCUGUCUCGAGUUUCAAGUGGGAUUGGCUGAAAGCACUUUCAUUGUUGAACCAAAGCUAUAGUUGGUCUGAAAUCCAUUUGGCUCUCUUAUGGGGAUCGUUUAUUGGUGUAUUUCUAGAACAGAUUUGAAUGCAUAGUGCUGACCCUCUCUUGGUGUAAGAGAUAGAUAAUAUAAUAAACAAUGGGUGAGUUUUGUUUAA
Messenger RNA from Nematostella vectensis (starlet sea anemone), 4041 nucleotides. RefSeq names its product selenocysteine-specific elongation factor. The record is from RefSeq and is a predicted model, not a curated record. Bases 33 to 1739 code for a protein of 568 amino acids. The transcript is spliced from 3 exons. NCBI's taxonomy places the organism in Eukaryota, Metazoa, Cnidaria, Anthozoa, Actiniaria, Edwardsiidae. Gene Ontology annotation, molecular function: GTP binding; translation elongation factor activity; GTPase activity. Gene Ontology annotation, biological process: selenocysteine incorporation.